AUGUCUAGUCGUAAUUUUAAGCAACUUCUUAAAGAUUUAAUACUGGAUUAUUAUACCCCAAGUAAUGAUAAAAAAUUUAUGACCUGUAAAGCUUGCAAAAAAAAUAUAUCAAGAGGAAAUGCGCAAGCCCAUAAAUCAAAUACUACAAACUGUGUUGAUCAUUUAAAAAUAAAAGCCCAUUCGUUUCUUUAUGCUGAAUAUAAAGAAAAAAAGACUAUUUUAAAGAUGGAAGAAAUAGAACACGAAGCGACCAGAGCGGAAAGUGCAAAAACAAAUAGAGAUUGCCGAAAUAAGAUUUUUUUUCAGGAAACACUUUCGACUUGCAUCAACAAAACACAAAAAUGGGGGACUGAUGACAACAGGGCAAAAAAAUUGGAUAAACUUGUGUUAGAGAUGAUUGCUAUGGGAAAUUAUCCUUUUACCAUUGCCAAUGAAACAGGGUUUCUUCGUGUUAUUAAUUUUCUCGAACCACGGGCGGCACUGAAAUCGGACAAAUAUUACCGUGAACAAUUAGAUCCAACUUACGGGGCCGUCAAGGAUAAAAUAAAAGAAAUUAUUAAAGCUGCUCAAUUUAUUAGUUUUACUACAGAUGUUUGGACUAACAAAUCAAGCACAACAAGUUUAAUGAGUCUUAAAUCUCACUAUGUGGUUCCAGAAAAAAUGACUCGAUUAAAAGUGAUACUUGCGGCUACUCCACUGCAUGAUAAUCACACAAGUGAAUAUUUAAAGGGUAAAUUACAAAAUAUAAUUAAAGACUAUGAGACUAUGUCUAGUUGUAAUUUUAAGCAACUUCUUAAAGAUUUAAUACUGGAUUAUUAUACCCCAAGUAAUGAUAAAAAAUUUAUGACCUGUAAAGCUUGCAAAAAAAAUAUAUCAAGAGGAAAUGCGCAAGCCCAUAAAGCAAAUACUACAAACUGUGUUGAUCAUUUAAAAAUAAAAGCCCAUUCGUCUCUUUAUGCUGAAUAUAAAGAAAAAAAGACUAUUUUAAAGAAGGAAGAAAUAGAACACGAAGCGACCAGAGCGGAAAGUGCAAAAACAAAUAGAGAUUGCCGAAAUAAGAUUUUUUUUCAGGAAACACUUUAA
This is a messenger RNA of Brassicogethes aeneus, 1083 nucleotides long. NCBI's taxonomy places the organism in Eukaryota, Metazoa, Arthropoda, Insecta, Coleoptera, Nitidulidae. The record is from the annotation of a GenBank genome assembly.